AUGAUCAACGACGGCGCUACAGAGAUCGCCGUGCUUCCGCUCCACGGUCACAGCGACCAGGCUGUCGUGGAGGACGUGCGCAAGUCGGACAUUAAGAUCAGCUCUCCUUCGAUCGAGGCUGAUAAUGGUGGAGACUUUCCUCGUCAUGCCGACCCCGAGCUCUCGGUCCUGGUGCAGGCAAAGUCUUCCCGCUUUGUGCGCGUCAAGCAGGCGCUUGCCAGCUCGCCUUUCGCUCGUCUUCUUGGCAUGAGGACCGCGCUUGACCACACUAAAAAGGCAGCUGCUCUCGCCAAGGAAGAGGCAGUCCUGACCACCCUUGCCCACUGGUCGAUCCGGCCCUUGGACGAGUCAUUCGCCCAGCUCGCCAGCUCUCCCCGAGGUAUCCAUGCCAAAGCCGCUGCCAGCAGGCUCAAGCUCGACGGCCCCAACCAGGUCGCCAGCUCUCAGAAGCAGCCCUGGUGGAAACUCCUCAUCAGCAACAUCGUCAACCCCUUCAACGCCAUCCUCACCAUCCUCGCUGUAGUCGCCAUCUCCACCGAUGACCACUCCACCUUCGCCAUCCUCAUGCUCAUGGUCGUGCUCAGCGUCUCGCUCCGCUUCAUCCAGGAACACAAGUCCGCCAACAAGGUGUAUGCGCUCAAGUCGCUUAUCGACAGCUCCUGCCUGGUUCUUGGCAGAAAUUCGGACGACGAGCAGAAGCCCGUCAAGAUCGAUCGAUCCCAGCUCGUUGUUGGCGAUGUGAUCCGCGUGGCCACCGGCUCGGUCGUCCCUGCAGACUGCAUCGUCAUUGCCUCCAAGAUGCUCACUGUCUCCCAGAGCUCCUUGACCGGCGAAGGCCUGCCGGUGGAAAAGUAUGCACUGGGCACCUCUUCUGCCACCAACCUCUCCUCUGCCAACUCGUUUGACUGUCCACCCGGUGCGGAAGUGCCUUGCUCGGCCAAGGGCACUUCGGCCACCAUGGAUCGACCCAAUCUUCUCUUUAUGGGCACCCAUGUGGUGUCUGGUCAUGCGGAUGCACUCGUCGUUGCCACGGGCGACCGCACCUACGUCGGCACCGUCGCCUGUGUCUCUGACGACUUGCAGGUGCAGAACGACUUCCAACGCGGCAUUUCGCACAUCUCGAUGCUUCUGCUGGCUUUCAUGUUGGUCAUGGCUCCCACCGUGCUCAUCAUCGACGGCUUUGUCACCAAGGACUGGAAAAACGCCGCCCUCUUCUGCCUUUCCGUCGCCGUUGGGCUCGUUCCAGAGAUGCUGCCCAUGGUCACUACCGCCAACCUCGCUCGUGGCGCCAUCAUCGUUGCAAAGAAAAAGGCCAUUGUCAAGAAGCUAGAUGCGGUACAGCUGCUGGGUGCCAUCGACGUGCUGUGCAGCGACAAGACCGGCACCCUCACCGAGGACCAUGUUACCGUCGCCUCGACCUGCGCUCCGGACGGCAAGAUUUGCGACACGCCGGUACACCUCGCCUACCUCAACGCCAAGCUGCAGACGUCCGAGUUUAUCAACAACAUCGACAAUGCCAUCCUGUCGCACGUUGGAGACCAGGCCCUUUCGACUCGGCUGCUGGAGGGCAAGACCAAGGUGGCCGAUAUCCCCUUUGACUUCUACCGCCGCGUUGUGUCGGUGGUGUACAGUGACGAACAGGGCGAUGCGGACAAGCUGCACCUGGUGUGCAAGGGUGCUGCCGAAGAGGUGGUUCGUCGAUGCACCCACGUUCGUCUUUCCGCCUCGUCACUGGACAAGAUCGACGUGGAUGCAUGCACGGCUCGCAUUGAUGCCAUCGCCGAGCGCGGCGAGCGCGUGAUUGCGGUUGCGUCGCGACGCGUCGCCCGCUCGCUGCUGAUCAACGGUGUUGCGACGCCCGAACUGGAAGCCGAGAUGGUUCUGGAGGGGUUUGUAUCGAUCCUGGACCCGCCAAAGGCCGAUGCGAAGAAUGCAAUCGCACAACUGCGCGAGCUGGGCGUGCAGACCAAGGUGCUCACCGGCGAUGCACUUCCCACGGCUCGGAGGGUGUGCGAGAUCAUCAACCUGCUCCCCGAGACCCCUGGUGCAAGCGAGCUCUGCAUCACGGGUAUUGAGCUGUCGCAGCUGGGGCCGGUUGCAUUUGCGCGUGCCGUGGAGCAGAAGGUGGUGUUCGCCAAGCUGACCCCGAUUCAGAAGCUCGAGGUGGUGCGUGCACUUCGGGCCCAGUGUCACCAGGUUGCUUUUCUCGGCGAUGGCGUCAACGACGGUCCGGCCCUGCGCGGGGCCAGCUGCGGUAUCUCGGUCAACACCGGAUGCGAUAUCGCCAAGGAUGCAGCCGAUGUCAUUCUGACGCAGAAGAAUCUGGAUGUGAUCCGCGAUGCGGUGAUCGUCGGACGUGUGUCGUUCGUCAACACGCUCAAGUACAUCAAGAUGGCAGCCUCGUCCAACUUUGGCAAUGUCUUUUCCGUCACUGUUGCCGCAUCGUGGCUGCCCUUCCUGCCGAUGAGCCCGACGCAGCUGCUGACGCAGAAUCUGCUAUACGACAUUUCGCAAGCCUCGAUUCCGUGGGACAAUGUGGACGAAGACAUGAUCCGGGCUCCGGUGAGCUGGUCCACCAAGAGCAUGCUCAAGUUCAUGCUGUGCAUCGGCCCGCUUUCGUCGCCGUUUGACAUUCUCACGUUCGUCGUCAACUGGUUCUACUUUGGUCUACGCAACGCCAACGAUGCUGAACAGGUGGCUAGGUUUCAGACGCACUGGUUCCUCGAGGGUUGUUUGACCCAGGUGGCUAUCGUUCACGUGCUGCGCACCGCCAAGUUUCCCUUUGUCCAGAGCCGCGCUAGCUGGCAGGUAUGCCUCACCACCGCUCUCAUCGCCGUCAUCUCCAUGGUCGCACCGUACCUGCCGUUCCUCCGAAACGCCCUGCAGAUGACACUGCCAGACCCCAUGUUCUAUGCUUUCCUCUUCCCUUACCUCGUGGCAUACGUACUCAUCGUCCAGGUGGCAAAGGUCGUCUACCUCCGCUUCAACCGCAUCUGGCUCUAA
Moesziomyces aphidis is the source of this 3003-nucleotide messenger RNA. The record is from the annotation of a GenBank genome assembly. Lineage: Eukaryota; Fungi; Basidiomycota; Ustilaginomycetes; Ustilaginales; Ustilaginaceae.